Messenger RNA from Cucurbita pepo subsp. pepo (vegetable marrow), 766 nucleotides. RefSeq lists its product as uncharacterized. The record is from RefSeq and is a predicted model, not a curated record. NCBI's taxonomy places the organism in Eukaryota, Viridiplantae, Streptophyta, Magnoliopsida, Cucurbitales, Cucurbitaceae.
CAUUAAACAAACGUUAAGAGAGAGGAGGUCCUUAUAAACCCUAAAUUCGCCCAAACCCCUAAACUUGGUCGCCCACGCCAUCAAAGCAACCUCAGACUCACAGCGAAGAAACUCGUCGGGGAGAAGAAAGAUGGCGAAAUCCAUGAGAUCGAAGAGAGAGAAGAGGCUGCGGGCCAUCCGGAGAGACAUGGUUGACCCUUUUUACGACAAGAAAGACGCAGCCAAGCUUGCUGCUCAACAGGCUGCCCUUGCUGCCCCUAAGCUUCCCGUGCGUCCAUCUCCUUUCACUUCCAAUAUUUCUACUAUGGACGUCGCAUCAGCCUCUGCUUCUACUGACGCCGACUCUGCCAUGGAUGUGGAGAUGAAUGGAUAUGGUGAAAGCACGACACUGAAGGCUGUAGGUGGAAUUGGGAAGAAAUCGAAAAGAAAAUUCAAGGUUGGUAAGGCCAAGCGCCGGGGUAAGUGCAAGAUCAAGAGGAACCGCCACAUUUAAACCCUGAGAGAUGAAUCGGGUACAUUUUCCCCCAAUGGCCAGUAUAGAUAGAUAUUCUGUUGGAAUAGUACUAUAUUAUGUUAUUUCAGUUCAUUUGUCACGCUAUAAUUUUUGGAAUAGGCUGUGUUGAAGAUAUAUCUUAUUUGAGUCGAGUUAGUUUACCCAAUGCAUAGAUAGACUUCUAUAAAUAUGGCAAGAAGUUGAAAUUGGGAGGAGGGGUUUUUGUGAAAGAAGACGAGAACUGUGAUGAUAAUUUAUUUAUUUAUUUAUUUA